Cladophialophora immunda is the source of this 2243-nucleotide messenger RNA. RefSeq lists its product as uncharacterized. The record is from RefSeq and is a predicted model, not a curated record. NCBI's taxonomy places the organism in Eukaryota, Fungi, Ascomycota, Eurotiomycetes, Chaetothyriales, Herpotrichiellaceae. Gene Ontology annotation, biological process: DNA-templated transcription. The coding region runs from base 1 to 2229 and encodes 742 amino acids. Gene Ontology annotation, molecular function: zinc ion binding; DNA binding. The transcript has 3 exons.
AUGCCGCAACUGCGAGGUGGACGAGACACCCUGUCUCAUGGCGCGGUGCCGUCGUGGCAGGAUCAUCUCUUCUACGCCGGCCGAAGCGAAAGCAUUCAACAUGGCGUUCAACCAUCGACCAAGAUAUCUAACAACGCCAUGGCCGUCCUGAAUUCAAUGACAUCCUUAGGGGACGUGCCGCCGGGUCUGGACAGACUCCAGAUGCCGUUAGUUCAACCUCCAGAAGGUAUCCCUCCACGAGAACUGCGAGCAUUCUUCCAGCCACUCCCCAAACGCUUUACAGACGCAGAUAUAGCAUAUCUGAGAAGCAAGGGUGCCCUGGAUCUGCCUCACGAAAGACUUCUAAAUGAAACCAUCCGAUGUUACUUCGAAUAUAUUCACCCUUUCCUCCCUCUGCUCGACCCGGCCGAGCUCCUGAUCGUGGUAGAUGGGGCCAGCAGCUAUCAAUCUGGGCCGCAACUCAGCUUACUACUGUUUCAUAGCGUCUUGUUUGCCGCGGUUCCGUUCGUCGAUGAAAGCCUUGUCAGGGAAGCAGGAUAUGCCAACCUGAAGACGGCUCGAAAGGCUUUCUUCGAAAAGGCAAAGCUUCUAUACGACAUGGAUUUUGAAUACGACAGCAUCACUAUCAUUCAAUCUGUGUUGCUCAUGAGCUUUUGGUCCGAUAGGCAAACACAAGACGCCCACAAACAAACCUGGCAUUGGGUCAACAUCGGCAUCUCCCUCGCCCAGACAAUCGGACUGAACCAAGAUCCCGCGUCUCUGCCGCUCCCGCCCAAAAAGAAGAGUCUGCGGAAGCGGCUGUGGUGGUGCUGCUUCUUGCGAGACCGGGUUAUUUCUCUCUAUCUGAGUCGCCCAUUACGGAUACAGGGAGAGGAAUUCAAUGUCCCUUUGCCGACAGUGGAAGACAUGGAGAUUGACAGUCCCUGCACUUCGCUGAACUCGGAUACGUCUUCACACCGUCGACUCCAUCUGUCCUGCUACGACCGGACCACGCAGACUGAGUUGGCAGAAAUCUUCAUCUCAUUCCUCAAGCUCUGCAUCGUGAUAGGAACCAUUAUGUCUGCCCAGUACUCUCCGCUCAGACCGCCUUCUGGGACUCGAAACAGAGCUGCCAGGACGACUUUGCCGGCCAUGCUCUUCCCCGUCCACAGUCCGAACUCGGAGCCGACUACCGCCACGCCAACCGAGUCUGCUAUAUCGCCCCUCGAGUCGACACUCCAGGAGUGGUACGACACUCUCCCUCGUUCAGUCCGCUUUUGGGACGAACUGCCGAAACCGCGGCAUUCGGGGUGGGCUGACAUUGUUCAAGACAUUCGACCUGCGAGGGAGAGACAAGGAAUCAAGACCGACUCCUCCAGAGCGCCGAGUGUGGUCGUCCAACGCGCCGUCUUGCACAUGUGCUACUACACCGCUGUUUCCGCACUGCAUCGUUCCCAGAACAAGUCCCGCCACUCCCAGGACCAGGUUUCGGAUUCGGCGAGCAGCAUCGCCAGGAUCUCGGCCUUCUUGAAUGACAAAGGCCUCGUGCGCUACCUCCCUGUCACUGCAAUCACAAUGCUGGUGCCCAGCAUCAUCAACAACGCUCUACGCAUCAAGUCUAUCGUUCAAAAGGCCCACCGCGGCAAAGGAAAUCCGGCCCACGACGACGAGAUGGUGAGAGCGCGAGACAACGUCAACAGCCUCCUCAUUUCUCUCAAGACGCUCCAGAAGGUGUACGUGGCUGCAGACUGGGUGGCACUCCUGGUUGAGGCUAUGCUCAACCAUGCGAAGAUACGGAUUGUGCUGCCCCAGCAGGGUGCCGUGCGGCUUUACGCAGGAAAUGGAGCCAGACCCCGAGCCUUCGAAUUGGAGUGUCGGAUUCAGCCGGUAGACUCGUCCAAGACUCUGUCGGUCCGGGAUGAAUCACUGCCAACACCCGCCACCACGGUGAAUUCACAGCAAAUCCACGGUCUGCAGAGCGAUCCCACUCUGUCGACGGACCUGCAUCGCGCCGACAUCGAUGGGUGUGCCACCGAUGCGGAGAACAGUUGGCGGGAGCUGAUCAGUCCAAACGACAAUCACCCCUUCGACGUCGCCGUAGAUGAGAUCAUGUGGGAUUCGACGUUCAACCCCGACAGCGUCGAUGCGACGUCACAGUGGAACUUUGGCAGUAUCGGGAUCGAAGGGUUUGACGAAAACGUGGAUGGCAUGAUACCCUGGGACGGGACCGAUGUAGACUGGCUGGCCUAAUGUAGGGAGAGACA